UAUUUUUUUAUCAGAGAGAUGGUUUUUUGGAAGAAGAUAACCAGCUGUAUUACGAAGGGCGCCGGGGGGCAGCAGAACGGCGGUGGCAGUGGCCCGACCAGGGCACCCAAGCAGCAGCUGAUGAACAUGGCGGACAUGCUGCAGCGUGUGCCGCCCAACCAGCUGCCACAGUUCCAGAUGUUCAAGAGGCGCAACGAAGAGUACAGAAGGCGCGUCAACAAGUAUCCCGACUCCAUGCCGAAAAUCGACUGGGAGUACUAUCGGAAGAAUGUGCGGCCAGAGUUCGUAAGUUGGGUGAGCCAGUUCGAGCAGAAGUACGACAAGCUGGACACCCUGUUCGUGAAUCGGCACGUGAUGAUCAGCAGCCGGCGGUACUUCGAGGAGGUCAACAAGGAGGCGGAGGAGAUGCAGCGGGAGAUCUGCGAGUACAAGGAGGAGUCGGACAAGCGCAUCGGCGAGCUCAACAAGCAGCUGGACGUCCUCAAGGCCAUGAUGCCGUACGAGGACAUGACCAUGGAGGAGUUCUGCCAGCAGCGGCCCCACUUGGCCCCCGAUUUCAUCAACAAGCCCACGUUCUGGCCGCACACACCCGAGGAGCAGACGCCGGGACCCUCGGACCCGACGGCCGUGCAUCCGGAAGAGCCAGAAGAGCCGCCAAAGGCACCGCCUAAGCCGCCUGCUGCUGCACCACCGCCCACUGCUGCUGCCAAGCCCGAGGGCGCUACACCGGAGGCCAAGAAACCUACAGAAAUAAGUGCAUCCCCCAAGAAGGAAGAAACCUCCAAGGCCGUUGAGGAAAUUACAGAGAAAGCCGCCGAGACGGCCAAAGAGUUGGCCAUAAAGGUGCAGCAGCUACUCACGAUCGCCGUGGCAAAGAUCUCACAGAUGGUGAAUCAGGUUCACGAGGCGGCAGCGGCCGCCAGAGCCGCCAAGACGGCCAAGCCGAAGCCACAAGAAGCUGCCGAGACGCCAAAAGGAUCCGCACUGGCCAAGCCCAGGCCCAAGGCGAAGGAGGUCGCAGAGGAGGACGACGAUCACUACCAUCGGAGGGAGCACUCGCCUAACAUUUGCACACAGACCAUCAUCCGGGGCGAGGAAGCCGAGCAGAAUCCCGAGGUGAAGGCCAAGCAUGUGAAUCUCAGCAUCGAAGGGGACGAAGAGGAGGACGAUUGGCCCGAGGAUAAGCGCAAGAAGUGCGAGGCUUUGGAAUGCAAGCGCAAGUCCAAGGGGCGGCAGGAGGACGCCCACGAGGACGAGGACGAGGACAUUCCAUGCAAGGAGCAGAAAAAAGAAGAGGCUUCCUGUCGGCAGCGCGAGAAAGAGGAAUCCCUGGAGAAGGACUGCGAGGAGCGCCAGAAAUGCGAGGUCGAGGAAUCGGAGCGCGAAUGUGAAACAGAAUCAAAGGCAAAGAAACAGGAAAAGAUACAAUUCGAAGAUGCAGCCAAGGCCGAUUUCGCCGUUUCGAUUUCCACCUGUGAGCCGGUUCAGAAAACCAGCAAAACCGACAAAAAGGGGACAAAGGAUCCGUGCAAACCGCAGGAGAAGGCCUCCCUAAGCCCAUUGCCAGAAGGGGCCAGCUCUCGGCUAAAGAUGGGCCUGAAGGACAUGGAGAUAUUCAGCCCCGAUCAGAGUCCAAAGGAGGCGCCGCAGAUUGGAGAUGCCAACGAGGCAGAUGCCCCUGCAGCUCCCCAACGACUAAAGGACUCUACAAUCACUUAUCCCCGCCUGGAGAUAGUGCCAAAAUCAAAGAAAACCCAGCCCAAACCCCAGGCAGCAGAGGUCGAGAAGGUAACCUCAGACGAUGCGGCCAAACGGGUGUUCGACAUGGCCACGGAUGCCGCCUCGUUGCUCAGCGAUGCCACCAUUUCCGAGGAGGAGGCCGAGAAGCUCAAGUGCCACCGCAUCGAGACCCUGGAGGCCGCCUACCGCUCCGCCCACAAGCAGGCGAAUCGCGCCCUGGUCGAGGCCUUCAAGGCCGUGGACGCGGCCAGGAAGUUGGCCAAGAGAUCGCGCAACUCCAGCGAAUCGCAGUUCCGCGAUCACAACGCCCAGGCCAUGGCCGAGAAGCACGCCCUGCUGGCCAAGUUGCUGGCCAAACGUGCGGUGGCCUUGAAGCAGGAAAUCGCCAAGGUCCUCGAGAAACUGAAGAACAAAGACUGAUCCAGUCUAUUCCCCAAUUUAUACCAUGUUUUGUUUUUCGAUGUUUAGUUCUUAUUAAAUUUUC
This is a messenger RNA of Drosophila persimilis, 2224 nucleotides long. RefSeq names its product axoneme-associated protein mst101(2). The record is from RefSeq and is a predicted model, not a curated record. NCBI's taxonomy places the organism in Eukaryota, Metazoa, Arthropoda, Insecta, Diptera, Drosophilidae. Gene Ontology annotation, biological process: proton motive force-driven ATP synthesis. The coding region runs from base 19 to 2160 and encodes 713 amino acids. The transcript is spliced from 2 exons. Gene Ontology annotation, molecular function: proton transmembrane transporter activity.